Molecule: messenger RNA, 1342 nt
Organism: Populus euphratica (Euphrates poplar)
Lineage: Eukaryota; Viridiplantae; Streptophyta; Magnoliopsida; Malpighiales; Salicaceae
Product: SGNH hydrolase-type esterase superfamily protein
Exons: 6
Coding region: 169-1326 (385 amino acids)
Molecular function (GO): hydrolase activity, acting on ester bonds
Source: RefSeq, a predicted model, not a curated record
GCCAGCCCUCUAUAAGAACACUCAAGCUCAGAAAUUAUAAAUUCAAGAGCCAGUUGAAGUGAGGUUGUUUUUGGACUUUCCAUCGACUCAAAUCUCCUUCUACUUUCCCUUUACGCGCCAUUGAGCACUCUUUCUUGAUCCCUAUCAAGAAUCCAUAGAAACUUAACAAUGUCGACCAGUCUUCUUCUGCCUCUCCUCUUACUUCUUUUAUCCUCCUUUUUUACUCGUUCAAGAAAUCUUGCAGUCCCUCAAGAACUCAACAACUUAUCUCAAAACAUCAUUACCUAUAACAUCCCCGCUAUAUCACCUACUUCUUCUUUAGUUGUUUCCUCUUCAAUCUCUCCAUCUCCAACACCAACAACCUUACCAGUCAGUCCUCCUUUAGUGCCUGCUUUCUUUAUUUUCGGUGACUCUUCUGUUGAUUGUGGCACCAACAAUUAUCUUGGUACUUUUGCUCGUGCUGACCAUAGUCCUUAUGGUAGAGAUUUUGAUACUCGUAAGCCAACUGGAAGGUUCUGUAAUGGAAGAGUCCCUGUUGAUUAUCUUGCAUUGCGCCUUGGGCUUCCCUUUGUACCAAGUUAUCUUGGGCAGAUGGGAACUUUCGAAGAUAUGAUUAAAGGGGUGAAUUAUGCAUCUGCUGGUGCUGGAGUUAUAUUCUCGAGCGGAUCAGAAUUGGGUCAGCGAAUCUCCUUCACGCAGCAAAUUCAGCAGUUCUCGGAUACUUUACAGUCAUUUAUUUUGAACAUGGGAGAGGCUGCUGCAAAUGAGCUCAUCUCGAACUCAGUCUUUUAUAUUUCCAUUGGAGUCAAUGAUUACAUACAUUACUAUUUGCGUAACGCAUCCAAUAUCCAAAACCUGUACCUCCCAUGGAGCUUCAACCAGUUCAUAGCAGCUUCAAUAAGGCAGGAAAUAAAGAACUUGUACAAUAUGAAUGUCAGGAGAGUAAUUCUCAUGGGGCUGCCACCUAUUGAGUACAACUUUGUAAUGAGAUAUAUGAUCGAGGAGCUAGGCCUGAAACUUCCUGAUGCCAAAAUCACCUUCUGUGGUAUGUAUGAAGGUUCAAUGGAUAUCAUCAAGAACCACGAACUUUACGGUUUUAAUGUCACUGCUGACGCUUGCUGUGGGUUAGGAAAGUAUAAGGGUUGGAUCUUGUGCUUUGCAUCGGAAAUUGCUUGCAGCAAUGCAACCAACCAUAUCUGGUGGGACCAAUACCAUCCAACUGAUGCAGUGAAUGCCAUCUUGGCAGACAAUGUAUGGAAUGGCUUGCACACAAAAAUGUGCUACCCCAUGAACUUGGAGGACAUGGUUGCUCCUAGAACCAAAUAACCAGAGGCAGAAGUUA